This is a messenger RNA of Dracunculus medinensis (Guinea worm), 1740 nucleotides long. Lineage: Eukaryota; Metazoa; Nematoda; Chromadorea; Rhabditida; Dracunculidae. The record is from the annotation of a GenBank genome assembly.
GAUUCGGCAAUUCCCACCGAGGGCAAGGAAUUAUUAGAUAGAAAAAAAAUUUAUCAGCAAGACGGUGAAAUCACUUGGUCGACGAAAUGUGAUUUUCUACUUUCAGUUAUAGGAUUUGCAGUUGAUCUUGCCAAUGUAUGGCGAUUUCCAUAUUUGUGCUUCAAAAACGGUGGAGGCGCUUUUUUGAUACCUUAUACGCUGAUGGUCCUUUUGGCUGGUAUACCACUGUUUUACAUGGAGCUAUCACUAGGACAGUAUUAUAAAAAGGGUGCAAUUACUACGUGGGGAUAUAUUUGUCCACUUUUUAAAGGAAUUGGAUAUUGCGUUGUGUUAAUAGCUUUUUAUACUGAUUUUUUCUAUAAUGUUAUCAUAUCAUGGGCACUGCAUUUCUUCUUUGCAUCAUUUGCAAAAGAACUGCCUUGGACAUCGUGUUCGUAUGAUUAUAAUAGUUUGGCAUGUUAUACACCAAGCUGGAAUGACCAAGGAAGCGAAUGUAUCGAACGACUUAAUUCUUCGCAAGGAAUAUCCGCAUCUGAAGAAUAUUUUUACAAAUAUUUUCUGAGACUUCAUUAUUCUGGUGCAUCAAAUUCAUCAGUUGCGCGAUCUCUAACAAAUCUUGGUUCCAUUAAUUGGCAAAUGGCGAUUUGCCUACUCAUCGUUUAUAUUAUUUGCUAUUUUUCGCUGUGGAAAGGCAUAAAAAUGAGUGGAAAGGUGGUUUGGUUCACUGCUAUAUUUCCAUAUGUGGUGCUUUUCAUUUUGCUGAUUCGAGGUAUCACUCUUCCCGGAGCUGAAAGAGGAAUUAAAUAUUAUAUACAACCGAAUCUUGAGAAGCUAAGAGAACCUAGUGUUUGGCAAGAUGCAGCAACUCAAGUAUUCUUCUCGCUCGGUCCUGGUUUCGGUGUUUUAAUGGCUUAUGCAUCAUACAAUCCGUUUUACAAUAAUGUCUAUUUUGAUGCACUUUUAACGAGUACGGUGAACUGCGCUACAAGUUUUCUGUCGGGAUUCGUUAUUUUUUCGGUAUUGGGUUAUAUGUCAUGUAGAAGUGGAAUACCCAUCAAUGAAGUUGCACAGGAGGGACCCGGUCUCGUAUUCGUUGUAUACCCGGAAGCUUUAGCAACAAUGCCUGGUGCUUCAGCCUGGUCGAUCAUCUUUUUCUUGAUGCUGGUUACUCUAGGAUUAGAUAGUUCUUUUGGCGGAUCUGAAGCAAUAAUUACAGCAUUAAGUGAUGAAUUCGCCAUAAUAAGACGAAAUCGCGAAUGGUUUGUCGCUAUUUUAUUUAGUUUCUACAUGGUUAUUGGAAUUUUGAUGUGCACCGAGGGUGGAAUGCUUGUAAUGGAAUGGCUUAUUGUUUAUGGUGCUUCAUGGGGACUUAUUAUCGCAGUUCUUAUUGAAGCAAUUGUAAUUUCUUUUUUUUACGGUAUUAAACGUUUUGCGAUGGAUAUAAAAGAAAUGUUGGGCUUUGAACCAGGUUGGUACUGGAGAAUUUGUUGGACUGUCGCGGGACCAUUGUUUUUAUUUGGAACCAUUGUAAGCAGUUUCAUGGGUUAUGCACCACUAAAGUACCAGGACUAUGUCUACCCAUAUGCGGCCAAUUUUUUGGGAUUGAUGUUCACUUUUUCUGCCGUUUCCGCUAUACCGAUUGUAGCAGUUUACAAAUUCUAUAAUGCAAAGGGCAAUUUCAAAGCAGUUAACUUUCGUUUUUACAUUGACCCUGAGCCCGAUUCACUAAGACACCGGUAA